This is a messenger RNA of Gossypium raimondii (Peruvian cotton), 399 nucleotides long. Its product is annotated as NAC transcription factor 47. The transcript has 2 exons. The record is from RefSeq and is a predicted model, not a curated record. NCBI's taxonomy places the organism in Eukaryota, Viridiplantae, Streptophyta, Magnoliopsida, Malvales, Malvaceae. Gene Ontology annotation, biological process: regulation of DNA-templated transcription. Bases 1 to 399 code for a protein of 132 amino acids. Gene Ontology annotation, molecular function: DNA binding.
AUGAGGCACCCACAUUCAAGUUUGCCUCUGGGGUUCCGAUUUCACCCCACUGAUGAAGAACUCAUCCUUCAUUAUCUAAUGAAGAAACUGACCUCCUCACCUUUCCCCGUUUCCAUCAUCGCGGACGUCGAUAUCUAUAAGUUCGAUCCCUGGGACUUACCAGAUAAAGCUGUGCUUGGUGAGAAAGAAUGGAACUUUUUCAGCCCGAGAGACAGAAAGUACCCAAAUGGUGCAAGGCCAAACGGGGCAACUAGCUCCGGGUUUUGGAAAGCAACCGGGAUUGUUAAGAUUAUAGUUGCAUCUUCAAUGGCAGCUGGGAGGGGUGGAGUGCAUUUCAAUAUUGGUGUAAAGAAAGCUUUGGUGUUUCACAGACGAAACAAGCCAAGCACACAUCUUUAA